UUGAGGCCAGUGCCAUUCACACUCGCCCUAUUCUGCAGCAGACAACCCCAGCUCCUCUAAUCCUCCUGCCCUCCCCCCUUCUAAAACUCUUCUCUUGAGGAGUAAUAACUAUAGCUUUGGGGAUAAUAUAGCUUUAAGACAACUUUUGGCAGAUGUGAAUGUCCCAACAUCUGGGCAGUGUUACCAGAAUCCCGGAGGCCCGGACAGACCAGGAGCCACUGGUUCUAGGAAUGUUAAAGUAGAAGGGUUUCCCCCCGACUGAUGAGAGGAGCAGAGAGCAAGGAGAAAGAAGAGAGAGAAGGAGACUGCAAAAAAAUACAAUAAAAAUCAGAUGCAUGUUCCUGCUCUCUUCUCAGCUCCCAGCAGAAGGAUGGCUCCCUCCGAUCCCAUAUAUCUGCUGCUUCUCACUUUUGGGAGUUCAUAGCUAGUACAGUUCUGAAAGUCAUUUUCCCUUACCCUGACACUUCUGGCCACAUAGUCCUAUCCUUGUCUCCUGAAGCUUCCCUGUUAAGGAUGGCUGGUCAACUGACUCAAAGAGCUGCUCUCUCCCUGCUGCUCUUCCUAACACCAGCAGUGCUAGCAACAUGGUAUGCAGGCUCAGGCCACUAUCCAGACGAAAGCUACAAUGAAGUGUAUGCAGAAGAGGUCCCAGCUGCCCGCACCCUGGACUACAGAGUCCCCCGAUGGUGUUAUACAAUGAAUAUCCAGGAUGGAGAAGCCACAUGCUACUCACCAAGGGGAGGAAAUUAUCACAGCAGCCUAGGCACACGUUGUGAGCUCUCCUGUGACCGGGGCUUUCGACUGAUUGGACGGAGAUCGGUGCAAUGCUUGCCAAGCCGGCGUUGGUCUGGAACUGCCUACUGCAGGCAGAUGAGAUGCCAUGCACUGCCGUUCAUCACUAGCGGCACCUACACCUGCACAAACGGGGUGCUGCUUGAUUCCCGCUGUGACUACAGCUGUUCCAGUGGCUACCACCUAGAAGGUGAUCGCAGCCGCAUCUGCAUGGAAGAUGGACGAUGGAGUGGAGGAGAGCCUGUAUGUGUAGACAUAGAUCCACCCAAGAUCCGUUGUCCUCAUUCCCGUGAGAAGAUGGCAGAGCCAGAGAAAUUAACUGCUCGAGUAUACUGGGACCCACCCUUGGUGAAAGAUUCUGCUGAUGGUACCAUCACCAGGGUGACACUUCGGGGCCCAGAGCCUGGUUCUCACUUCCCUGAAGGAGAGCAUGUGAUUCGUUACACUGCCUAUGACCGAGCCUACAAUCGGGCCAGCUGCAAGUUCAUUGUAAAAGUACAAGUGAGACGCUGUCCAACUCUGAAACCACCCCAGCACGGCUACCUCACCUGCACCUCCGCAGGGGACAACUAUGGUGCCACCUGUGAAUACCACUGUGAUGGUGGUUAUGAACGCCAGGGCACCCCAUCCCGAGUCUGCCAAUCAAGUCGACAGUGGUCAGGAUCACCACCUAUCUGUACUCCUAUGAAGAUUAAUGUCAAUGUCAACUCAGCUGCUGGCCUCCUGGAUCAGUUCUUUGAGAAACAGCGACUCCUCAUAGUCUCAGCUCCUGAUCCCUCCAAUCGAUACUACAAAAUGCAGAUCUCCAUGCUGCAGCAAUCCACCUGUGGACUAGACCUGCGGCAUGUCACCAUCAUUGAGCUAGUGGGGCAGCCACCUCAGGAGGUGGGGCGCAUCCGGGAGCAACAACUAUCAGCCAGCAUCAUUGAGGAGCUCAGGCAAUUCCAGCGCCUCACUCGUUCCUACUUCAACAUGGUGUUAAUUGACAAGCAGGGUAUUGACCGGGAACGCUACAUGGAACCUGUCACCCCUGAGGAAAUCUUCACCUUCAUCGAUGACUACCUGCUGAGCAACCAGGAGCUGGCACAGCGAAGAGAGCAAAGGGAUGUGUGCGAGUGACCCUGAGCCAGACUGUGGCUGAGGUCAAGUGCGCAACUGUCCUAGGUAGCUUAAACUGAGGAGGAAAUGUCUUCCCAGUGUUGGGAGCAGGACUCCGGUGGGGGUGAGGUUUGCCAAAUCCAGGACAGUUCCAGACAUCAUUUUAGGGCAGAAUAUGUGUUUCCCUCAGCAAGGCUCCACUUUCAGUAGCACUGGAAAAGCAUAUGAGAGUAGGUAGGGACUGAGGCCAGGCAGUGGUUUGCGGGUAGAUGGUCUUCUCUGAUUAGAGCCUCUGCCGAGCUCUCCAAAGUCAUUGAGAGAAGUAAAUCCUAAAUUCAUUCCUUUACUGUGGCGGAAAUGGUUCCUUUACUCAAUGGUGACAGCAGAGGGCAGCACAACGAGCGACAAGCAGACACUGUAAACACGUAUAAACAGAUUGCCUUACAGUUAAUUGUUUUAGGAGCAGCAGAGGGGUGACAGGGCUCUACAAAACAUUCUUGAGGCUGACUGUCAUUUCCCCUUCCAGGACACUGGACUAAAAAAUGUUGCUUGAACCAUUGCUUCAUCGAGAGUUAGAAAAACAUUUUUCUCCAGCGCUUGGGAAGCACCACCCAGCCAUAGCAGGAUGCUCCCUCCUAGCUGCUGCUCCAAUUAGUUUGUUGGCAAGAACGUCUGCCUACUGAGGUCUUUAGUGCCCCUGAUGGUGGCCCUUCAUUAAAGGAUCCCCCAGUCUGUGAACUAGAUUACCUCUAGGAACUGGGGCGAUGACUCGGCUGGUAAAAUGCUUGCCAUGUAAGCAUUUGGACCUGAGUUUGAUCCCCAGAAGCCAUGUUAAAUAGCUAGAUGUGUGUGCACUUGGAAUCCCAGUGCAGAGGUAGAGAUAAACAGCUCUGUGGGGAUCCUGGUUAGGAAGCCCAGUCUAGUGGUGAGUACCAGGCCAAGUAAGAAACACUAUCUCAAGAAACAUGGUAAAGGGCCCGAGGAACACAACCCAAGACUGGCAUCUGAUCUCCACUAUCUCCAUACACAGGCACAUAUGUGUGUACGCACACGUACACACACACACACCACCAUCACCACCACCACCUCCACCACCACCAAACAUAGCAGGAAAGCAAAGGGGAUAGUGUCAUGUAUUAACUUUCUCAGAUACCCACUUUUAAGAGAUGAGCACAGAGCAGGUAGCUAAAGGAGCCAAAGGUCAAGGUUAGGAACCAGGCCUGAAAAUCAACAUGAGGUUGGGCUUUUGGGAAAUGGAGCCACACACAGAUCCCUGCUUUUUCUUUUUCUUUCUUCCUUUGUCUUGCAUCUUUAGUCACCUGACUCCCUGCCCCUCUUUGCUGGGCAUUAAAGCCAGGAUCUUCCACAUGCCAAACACUACUGCUGAGAUGCAUCUCGAGCUGCAGGUUUUGCUCUGACUUGUGUCUCACAAGGGGUGUUUCACCAGUGUUUGAGAAAAAAAUGUUCUUCCCUUGCUUCUGAGAACUGUCUCUUGUACAGUGAGGGAAGCCAGAGUCAUAGUCAAGACUCGGAUGCCCUGUUCCUUCAGCUUUUUCCUGGGCACCAUCAUUGGGCAACUGGAGACAGCAAGCAGGCUGGGUGGGGAGGCAGAGAUAACAAUGCUCAAGAACCUACUAUGUGUCAGAUGCCAUUAUAAACACACUAUUGAUUGACUCAGAAGUCUGCCAAGAGCCAUAGAAGGUAGGUGUUGUUAUUAGCUCCCAUUUACCGAUAAAGGAAUUGAAUCCCAGAGAGGCUAGGCAGUAUGCUAAGAUCCCAGAGCUAGUAAGCGGCAGUUAGGCACAGACACCAGCAGCCAGGCUCCACUAUGCCAUCUGACCUCUACUUUUUUUCUACUUCCCAUUAAAAGAUAACUGAACACUCUAA
Molecule: messenger RNA, 3777 nt
Organism: Peromyscus californicus insignis
Lineage: Eukaryota; Metazoa; Chordata; Mammalia; Rodentia; Cricetidae
Gene: Srpx2
Product: sushi repeat containing protein X-linked 2
Exons: 12
Coding region: 514-1911 (465 amino acids)
Source: RefSeq, a predicted model, not a curated record